AUGCAAGUUGUGUCCCGGGUUUUGACCUCGUUUUCGGCCAAACCAUCGGCUUUUCAGUAAGAAUUUGAAGUUCAUUCAUUGCUGGCUUGAAAUAAAAAUCACUUAAAGGACCUCUUAGCGUCAUUUUUUGACCAAAGUUCGAAAAAAAAAAUUCCCAAGGCUUUUGCCAGAGGAAAAAAAGACUAUAACCAAAAAAUGGUGCGAAAAAGGUUUUUCAGAGCGUCUUUUUUUCGUCUUUUCGGUUGAAUUUUGUGAAAGUUACAUUACCUUCUUUUUUUAACACCUUUUUGUAUCGUUGAAAAUUACCUUUCUGAUAAAAAAAAGGCGCUAGAAAAAAUCUACUUGUUAGGUACUUUUGGAGCUUUUCAGUUGAAUAUGAAGUUUAGAAAUCACUUAAGUGGCCUCUUAGCGUCAUUUUUUGAUCACUAUCUUCUUAAUAAUUGAAAAAUUGAAGCCAGUGGUGAAUGAACUAUAACUGGAAGACAUAACCAGGAAAUUUUUGAAGAUUCCGCCGAAUUUUCACGCAAAAGGCCUUGAAAGCUGAAGAUCACGUCGAGGAAUUCUACAAAGAACUGAACAAGAGGAUCAAAUUGCAGGAGAGUAUCCUGAGGAAACACUCGUCUUCCCAUUUGAAGUUCGUUUUUCCUAAAUAUGAGAGUUUUCUUGGUCUAGUAAAUAAAUUCUCACGAAAAUUUUGAAGGAUUUGGCCAAUUUUAACUUUUAUACUUCAAAAAAUGACUUUUUAUCGAGAAAUUCGAAGGUUAUCACGAAAAAUUUCAUGCAUUGUUCAAAAUAAUGCAAAAAAUGAAGCUUUAUUCGUUUGAAAUGAUUUCGCGAAAUAGGAAUUUCGGCUACCAAUCUCCAAUUUCGCAAAAUAAUUUCGAGCGAAUAACGCGCCAUUUUUGAGAACGCAGGAAUCACUUUCAAAACGGAAUUAAAAAGAAAACCGAUUUCUGAAAAAAUAGGCGGGAAAAAAAGAUUUCGCAACAUGUCGCAAAAUUACUCGGGAGUUUGAAGGGAGAAUAUAAAAAUAUUAGUAUUUUUUGCUUGGCUGAUAAGUUUUUUUCUUUUUUUGUUUCUCGUUUGAUCGUACAUUUUCAAUUAUUUUCCAAAAAAAACUAUAUUCAUUUGACACAUUAUGAAGAAAUUUUAUGAUACAUUGAAGAUUUGCCCUUAUUUCUUGUUAUUAAAUUUUCUCAGGAACUUUUUAAAAUGGAAAAAUAAGUUCUAUUGUACACAACGGUUAAUCAGAAGUGCCUAAAUUUUGAAUUAUGUUACUAAAAGCUGAAAAAAAUGGUUUUGAAACGUUCCUUUGUUUAUUUCUUAUAUUAAAAUGUUUAAAAAAAACAUUUUUUUUUCUAUAGUUUGGCACAAAUCAUCAGCCAACUCAAUAGAAUUUAAUGAAGGCUUUUUUUUCAAUUUAACGUUUUUUAGAAGGUUCCAUUUUUUGUGCUAUAUUUUUGUCCGAGCGUCGAAUUUUCCAUUUUUGAGCCUUAUUUUGAGCCUUUUAUUAUUUUUACAAGUUUUAGAGACUAAUAUCCCCGUCUCUUCUGUUAUUAUACACUAAUUAGGUGCUAAAAACACUUUAGGGAUCACUUAGUGUUAAUUGUGAGAUAUGAAAUUUCUAGCAGUAGCGUCUAAGGGAACUGGCUUUAGUUUAUACGCCUUUUCAGAAUAUUUGCUCCGAAAUGAAUGAAAAGCUGUUUUUUUUCCAUUCAUGAAAUUUUUAGAUGAUUGAUUUGGAAUGAGAGCUGUUCAGUGAAUUUUGAGGUUUUUUUCUUUUUUUAUUUUUUUAGUUACCACUGAAACUUAAGCAAACCUACUUUAAAAAUGACGUUUCAUGAAUUUUUUUAUUUCACGUAUUUUUUUAUCAAAUUUUUCAUUCUUUACGCCAUUUUCGAAACAGUUCCUUCCUUUCCGAAUGUCAAAUUUUUUUCCUUUUUUGGAGAUUUUUCGAAUAAAAUACAAAAAAAUUUUUUUGGAAAAAAAGCUGACCAUUUUUUUCUUCUUCCAACAAUAAUUUUCCAUUUUUUUUUUUCUCCGAGUGUCAAAUUUGUCAUUUUUGGGCACUUUCAAAGAAAAAUUCAAGAAGUUUUUUUCGAUCAAAUUGGUUGACAAUUUUUUUCUUCUUUCAUAUUUUUAAUCUAUCAAUGUUUUGCCUUAAAGAGCCCGCGAAGCGAAAAGCUUCUCUGUCGAACCUGAAGGCUUCGAUGGUUUCCGUGCAGCAAAAACAAAAGAUUUCCUUCGAACCGCCGCCCAAUUCCAUCUGCAACAUUCCCAGCCAAGUUUCCAUUGAGGUAAGCUCGAAAUUCAAUGAAAAAUCCCCUUGAUUUCAAGUUUUCCUUGUGAUUUUACCGGUAAAUUUUGUCUGUAUAUCGUUUUUCAUUAAAAGCUCGUAAUAAUUCGUUCAUUUAGGCUAUUAACGAUUGUAAACUUGUGAUAAUUUUUUUAUUCAUUUCGACCAUUUUUUUAUUGAAAAUUGUAAAUUAACUGUUUCUUUAUGUGUUUAUUCAUGAAAAUUGUGAAUAUUUAUCGAUUUGCCAUUUGAUAAUUUUUCUUCAUCUACACCAAUUUUUCAAAAAAAUUAUAGAAAUUUGCUGUUUUAUGCUUUGAAAAAUUUCAAAUAAUUUGUUUCUUUGUGUCAAUUUUUUUAUUGGAACUGGUGAAUAUUUAGUUUUUUUCUUGUUUCGUUUUGUUGGUUCGUGCCAUUUUUCAACGAAAAAUUGAGAUGAUUCCACUUAAUUUAUGCCAUUUUUGAUCAAAAACUUGGAAAAAGUUGUCCCUUUAUGCCAUUUUUUCAUUGAAAGUUUGUGAUUUUUUCUUCAUUCAUGUCAAUUUUCAUAGACAAUUUGAACUAGUAGGUUUCUUUACUUCAUUUUUUUUUUCUCGAUAGCUCUUGAAAAUUCCUUAAUUUGUACCUUGUUUUAUUGAGAACUUAAGAAGAUUUAUUGAUUUAUGAUAUUUUUCAUCGAAAAAUUCUUUAUUUAUACCAUUAUUCAUUGAGAAAUUGUUAUGUUUUCUCAAUUUAUGUCAUUUUUCAUUGGGCUAUUUUCAGAUCCUCGGCAAUGGAACCGGGCUGAUGAGACCCUGUGUGGUCCUGAGAACCCCACUGAAAACCUACGUCUUCAAUUGCCCCGAACAAAGUUGCCGAUUUUUCCAGCAACUGCGCGUGAAACCGGCAAACGUCAUGGAUAUCUUUGUCACCAGUUGUUGGUUUUUCUUUGUUUAUCAAGAAAAAAUAUUGCCUUUAAGGUCAGAAAACAGAAAAAAUGCGCUUUCCAUGUGAGAUAUAAUCAGCUUUUUGGGUGUGAAUUUGAAAAAGAAGGGACAGGAAAAAUUGAAAAUAUUCGCCAGAAAUCAUCUUUUUUUUCUGUUCUUCCUUGAUUUCAAGGGGGAAUUUUAAAUAACUUUUUCGGAAUUUUAGUGAUCCCUAUAGGGGUAGGGGGAAGAACAUCUCCAUUAUGGGCCAAAAAGUGGUCCCUAUAGGGGUAAAAUCAGGAUGAUCCCUAUAGGGGUUUAGGGUCUGACCGCUUAGCCUCUAAAGCUCAAGUGGACCCUAAAGGGGUCUUUCAACUUCAUUCAAAAAACUAUUUAUUCAGUUUUUCGCAUGGAGAUGCUUCUUCAAAUAGAGUUCAUGAAAAUUAUCGAGCAUGCAUGUUCCCUAUAGGGGCCACUAACUAAAACCCCUGAAGAGACCACUUUUGCAAUCCUUAGUGACCCCUAUAGGGGUUGGUAAAGUGGUCCUUAGAGGGGACAAAGGCCCUUAAAAUUGCCGCUGUAGAGUUCCUAAAAAUGAAAGCCCAUGCAUGUAAAUUAAUGAUUUUUGAAAAAAAUUUAUACGUGUUUUUAUAUUCGAUUAUUUUGCUUCACGAUGGUUCUUUUCUACCUGAUUUUUCACUUUUUUGAGCAUUUUUGGAGCUCUCGAUUGAAAUUCAAGAGAUUUCCAAAAAUAAAUAUUUUUUUAACCGUCGAAAAGAUUGAUCUUUUAAUAAUUUUCAUUUUUUUUGUCUCGAAAGAUGAGUUUUCAGCCACCUGGGACAAUAUUGCCGGUAUUUCCUCGGUACUCUUGUCUAAGGAAAGCAGCGCCCUUCCCACACGAAUCCACGGCGCCACGAACAUCAAGAACUUCCUCGAGUGCAUCCGACCUUUCCAGGAUUCUGAUUAUGGGUCUUGUAAUUAUCCGUCUCAGGUGGGGUUUUGGUGAUUGGUUGGAAAAUUGGAAAAGGAAGAGAAUUCGUGGAUUUAAAGGAAGACAAAAUUUGAAACGAAAGUAAUAUUUUACAGUUUAAAGAUUGUGUAGGAAAAUGAAACGAAAGCCGUAAAUUCUAAGGAUAAAUUAGUUUUAAUUAUAAGGUCUUGUUAUCCGUCUCAGGUAUACACUGAUAAGAAGAAUCAAAGGAAAUGCGCCAUUUCAAAGGAAAAAAUGUAAGGUAAAAUGAAAGUUCCCAGGUAAACUCUGGUAGAAAAAUUGAGAGAAAAAAUGACGAAAAGAAGUUUUUUUAAGGGAAUUUCGCUCGUUUUUUGAAAGGAUUUGAGAAUAUUUUUCCAAAAAGUUGUUAAACUUCGUUUUUCCUGCUUUUCGAAAGUUUACAGGCUUCUUUUUUAACUUCCAUGUUUUUUAAGAAAUUUGAAUCUGGUUGAUACUUCUUGCAAAUUUUUGAAUGAAUUUUGAAAAUAAUUAUUUUUUUCUUUUCAUUUUUGUUUCUAAUUUUUUGGUUUUAUAUUGAAGUUUUACCCGAUUUUUCGAAACUUGGGUGUUCGUUGCUAUCUUAUUUAUUUUCCCAAUAUUUCUGUUUUCAGGUCGACGAAUAUCCAUACACGAUGGAAGGCUAUGAAGAUGCCGGUUUCCGGGUCAAAUAUAUCCCAUUGAGCCCCCCGUAUUCAGCUUCGACUGGAAGGGAGAGCCCAGGGGAUGGGACUCGGAAAAAGGUGGAUUUUUAUGAACAUGAAGUAUAGAUGAAUAAACUUACUAUGAAUUUUAAGGCCUGUGAAAUCGACGUAGCUUUCCUGUUCAACAUGAAAGAGCCGCCAAGACGGAUCGACGGCAGACGUUUGAUGGAAAUGAAGGUUUUUCUUUUGAAAAUACAUUUUUAACGAGUUGAAACGCCUUAUUGUUGCAAAAAUGAGGGAAAGAGUAGCGCCUAUCAUUAAAGUUGGUUUUCCUUGCGCCGGACAAGAAACGACUUGUCGACCAGUAGCAUAGAACGAGAAAAAGUCAACAAGAACUAUGGAGAGAGAACUGAAAAUCUUAACCGUAAAGGGAAGUUAGAGAGCGUUUAAAAAUGAGAGGGCCAGUGUUUUUUUUCUCUCACUCUCUCUUGCUAACCAGUGCUCUCUAGCUUCCCUGUAGACUCUUUAAAUUGUUGUAAAUAGGCUCCAUGACGUUUCGAUACGAGGAAAAGUCGCAGAAUUUGUAUUUUUGAAUGAAUUAUUAUCGCUUUUUUCCCCCUCACGUUCUCUUGUGUACCAGUGCUCUCUAGCUUUCUUGUAGACUCUUUUAACUGUCAAAAAAAAGAUUCUAUAACGUUUCAACACGUGGAAAAGUGACAGAAAUUGAAUUUUUAAACGAAUUAUUAUAUGAUUCUUGUCAGAUCCCAAAAGGACCUCUGAUUGGGAAGCUAAAAAACGGGGAAGAAGUCGUUUUGGACGAUGGCAGGACGAUUCGGCCCGAAGAUGUCUAUGUUCCCUUGGAAGACCAGACGGCGGUUGGUUUUUUGGAAAAUCAAAGAGCUUCGAGAUAGAGAUUUGAAUAAUAAUAUCAGAGAAAAAGGGUAGAGAACAGCUUGGCUGAGGAAAACAAGUCUUGUGAAGAAGUUUUGUAGAAAAAUUGAGUCGUUGACCCAUACAGUAGAAAAAAAAAAUGAUCUGCGGACUGAAAAAGUUAGAAAAAAAAUGCUAUGUAACCAAUGGAAAAAAGAGCCGUGAUGAUUGAGAAGUUUAAAAAUCAGCAAAAAACAGCAGCGGAUGAAAAAGUCAUAGAAAAUAGCCGAGGGAAAAGUAGCCAAAAGCGAAAAUUCACCGUGAAAAUUGAGAAGAUUAAAGAUCCGCAAAAAAAGUAGUAGAAAUAAAAAAAUUCAGCUGCGGAUGAAAAAUUCAAGGAAAAUAGCUGCAGGAAAAGUAGCCAAAGACAAAAUUUGCCGUAAGAAUUGAGCUGAGUUUUGAAUAGCCACAGAAGAAGAUGAAUAGCGAAAAAAACCGUUCCGGACAAGAAAUACACGAAAAAGUUCGCCCGAAAGCUGGCUACGUGGAAAAAAAGCGUAGAGGUUUGAGCUUUACCAAGAAUAGCUUUCAAAAAAAUUGAGCCGCGAGAAAAAUAGCAUCGUAAGUUUUCGGUGAUAUUGACCUGUUUUGGCGCCCCUUGGAGCUAUUUUUAAAUCUUUUUUUGGUGGCUAAACUUUUCCAGCUUUUUCAAUUAUUAUAUUCAAAUAUUUUAUUCCAUUUUCAAAUUACUCAUCAAAUGUUAUUCAGGAAAAAACGAGCCUCCUUGUUCUUGAGUGUACUACCGAAGCACAUGCCCAGUCCUUGUUGGAAAAUUCCCUGUUGAAGGUUUUUUUUGAAUCUAUUCAGGAAAAAUGCUGAUUUUCAGCCGUACUUUGACAAGUCCAAAAUCCUUAACUACAUUGUGCAUUUGAGCCGGGAAAACGUGCUCCAAAGCGAAGUUUAUCGCAAGAUUUUCGCCUCUUUGCCGAAUACGGAGCACAUUAUCGUGAACGAAUCAACUCCGCAGGUCCCUUGUGUGGAGAGCGUUUAUAAGUUUGUUUUUUUAGGAUUUUUCCUGAAUAAUGUUGGAAAUAUUGAUAAAAAAAUGAAUGAAACUGGAAAGUGUUUCUUAGAAUUAUUUUCAAAUCAACGUAAAAAUGGAAAAGGUUGGUUUUACGUGAUAUUUUCCAUUGAGAAAACGAUGGCCUUUUUUUUCUCUAUUGAAAUUCCAGUGUAGUCCCUAUAGGGGUUAGUGGAACUAUUGGGCCGAAAAAGUGGUUCCUAUAGGGUUUUAGGGUCUGACUCCUUAGCCUCUGAAGCUCAAGGGGUCCCUAUAGGGGUCCUUCAACUUCAUUCAAACAACAUUUACUUAGUCUUUGCAUAGAGUUUAUAACAAUUGUCGACCAGGAUGCCCCUAUAGACCCAUUCUUGCAAGCUUUAGUGGUCCCUAUAGGGGUUGAUAAAGUGGUCCCCAGAGGUGGCUCUCCAAGGGCUCCUAUAGAGACCAUCCUGCAGUUCCGAAGUAAAAAAAAAGGAUUUUUGUUUGGUUGAGGCGAAUUUUCAGAAAUAUUACAGAGAGAAAGCGAAAAAUUAUUAAAAAAUAAAAUUAAGAAUAAUUUUGAAAGGCACACCAAGCUGUUGAACCACAUCGCGCCGUCCCUCUUCCUGAAACUCCAUCCGGUGGACUGGACGGGACUCGUAACUCAGAACAACGAGCUCGAACGACGCGACGGAAAAGUCGUGAGAGUGGCCCCGUUGCAGAGGUUCUGGAUGCGUCAUGGUUGGUGUUGUGUCGCGAAAUUAAUGAUCCUCAAUAAGUUUACAUGUUUGUUCGGUCUAUAGAGAAAAUUCUACAAUGUUGAAUAAUAGGGUAUAUGAAAAGUUGAUCGUCCGUUUUUCGGAAUCAUGUUGACCAAGAAUGGCACGUAGAUCAUCUUUUUGAGAGUAUAUUAACUUCAAUAAUAAUAUAUUUAUUCACAGGCAAGAGCAAAUUAUGUAUAAAAUUUUGAAAAAAAGAAAUAAUGGAAUAAAAAUAUUUCAUAAAUUAUUAGAAAGCAAUUGAGGACUCCAAGAGCCUCCGAGACAGUGAGGUAAAAUGGAAAAUUUAAGAUUGGAAGAAAAAAACCAGCUGAGAAAAUAGGUGAUACAGUUGUUUUAGCACAUGACCUUGAGAAAAGAUUUAAAAAAUCAUCAUGAAAAGAUAAAAUUUUCUUUUUUAUAAUAUUGCCGUGUUCAAAGUGAUUCCACGAAGUUCAAAAUAGCCGUCAGAGAGUGAAAAAGAUAACUAAAUUUUGGAGAGUUAGAGAUAAAUUUGAGUCUAGUGGUCACGACAUAAAAACGUGUUUUUGUUGGCCCAAAUUGAAUUGCCCUUCUUUGGAAUCAGCUUGAAAUUGCAGUUUUUAUGAAAAAUUCAUGGAUUUUUUUAUUAAUUAACUGCAUCCGAUUAUUAUUGAAAAUUUUGACUUGAAAAUUUUUUCGAAUAUAUCUACUUUUUUGAGAGUCUGUGAGAAGAGAUGUUUUAUUUUUAUUCGCCAAAAAUUUUGAACAAAUAUUUUUUGCCCUGGAAAUGAGCGAAAUUUGAAAGUUUGCUCUGAAAAUUCUUAUUUUUCAUGAUUUGAUAUUUCUAGGAAACAUCACAAACGAAGAGCCUAUCAUGGCCGACCUGCGAGACGUUGAUUUCGGCUUCGAUUCUGAGACGAAGGCGUUGAUCGAAGAAUUCCACAAAAGUGCAUUUCCAUCUUUUGAUCUUUGACAACUUUCGAAUUUGCAGCUGAAGCUCAAAUCGACCCCACCGCUGAAUAUCCCAAGAUUUCCUUCUUGGGAACUUCGUCAGCAGUCCCCUCGAAGUACAGAAACGUGACCGGGUAUCUUGUCGAGGCCAAUGAGAACAGCGCCUUGCUUGUCGAUGUUGGCGAGGGAACCUACGGACAGUUGCGGGUGCUUUUCGGGGAUGAGCAGUGUGAAAAGGUCCGGGCUUGAAAUCAUACGUUCGCAGACCAAUUUUAAAGGCCGCUGACCCCUCCUCCAAAGUUUUCCUAUAUUAAAUUCAAUUUGAGGAGCUCCUUAAGGCUAAAACUACCUCCCUGAGGUUGAAACUUGGUUUUAUUCCUAUUUUUCAAAAUCUUGAAAGUCAACUUUUCCUCCCGGACUGAAUGGUUCUGCAAUUGCCCAUCUAUGCUUGGGAUUUGCUUGGCUAGAACUCUUUUUCUAGAGCUUUUUGUGAUACUUCACUGUGAAAAGCAUAAGUGGAUCCUUAGGGGAGUUUGAGAUUUAGUGGGCCCUAUAGGGCUUGUAUCAGGCCCUCCUAAAGGGAGACAAGAACCAUAUGAAAAGGUUGGAAUUUUAAAGAAAUGAAAUUUUUUUUCUGGAAUUGGUCCGAUUUAUCUUUCCUUUCCGGCGAGGGAACCAAGAGACGCAGAGAACUUCAGACAAAUUGCUCGAAAUAAGCUGAAAAUAGAGAAUAAGGUCGACUGAAGAGACGCCAGAGAAGUCAGAAUGUCUCUCUUUGUCUGGGGUCUCUUCAGGCAGCCUUGCUCUCUCAUUGUAUUAUUAUUUUUGGAAUGAACGGGUAAAACUUUGAGAUUUUUUUGAUAGAAGAAAAUGAGACUCGAAAAUGAUGUUUUCUGGGUUAUUUAAAGAUAGUUCUUUCGACUUUCCAUUCAAAGACCUCAAAUUUUUGAUUUCAGACCUUUUUAGCCUGUUUUUUUUUAAUCAGCGGUUUCUUACUGCGUGUUGAAAUCUUGGAAUCAAGCGAAAAUUAAAAGUAGCCUCGGAUUUCUGUGUGAAUAGUAGAAAAGGUGGCAUCAUUUAAAAAGGUUCAAGUAUUGGUAGAGUGUUUCUUGAUUGAAUAAGUGCCACUUUCGAUAGAUUCAUUCAGUAUCAAAGAAAUCAUUUUCAGCUUCUGACCAAAUUGAAUAUCGUUUUGAUCACCCACGCGCAUCAAGACCACAUGAACGGCCUUUAUACGAUUAUCGAGAGACGACUGGAGGCCUUCCAGAAAUUGGGUACUUUGGAAAAGUCAGCUCCUUAAGGUUAUAACCAUUUUCCAGGGAUCCCAUAUCGUCCCCUGGUUCUGGUCUGCAAUCGCAACGUCAUGAAGCCCUUGAAGACCUAUUCGAUUUAUUUCAUCGAGUUGGAAUCUUUGAUUGAAGUCGUGGACAUUUCGAGGCAUCCUCUGACGCCUCCAUUGAGGUUUUCAGAUUUUUUAUUUUUCGAAGAGGUUAUAAUCAUGAGAAAGAUAGGGAAAAUUGAGAAAUUAGGGACAACAAAUUCGUUUUUAUGCGGCUUCAAAGUCUUCUAAACGAUGUAAUAGAUUAGGAAAUCCAGAGUGGUCCCUAUAGGGGCCUUUGGAAGGCACUCUCUAGUGAACACUUAAAAAAAACCCUAUAGAAAUCACUAAGGCUUGCAAAAUGGCCCCUAUAGGGGGCAUUCUAGUCGAUAACUUUUAUGAACACCUAGCGAAGGAGCGUUUCCAUGCGAAAAACUGAAUAAAUAGUUUUUUGAAUGAAAUCGAAAGACCCCUAUAGGGUCCACUUGAGCUUUAGGGUCUAAUGGAGGAGGUCCUAAACCCCUAUAGGGAUCACCUUAAUUGUACCCCUAUAAGGACCACUUUUUUGGCUUCUAACCUCUAUAGGGACCGCUCUCGGACUCCCAAAAAUGGAAAAAUGAUUGUAAAACGGAGUAAUGAGAUUAAUGUUUUCCGAAAAUCGUCCCAUUUUUGUAAAAUUUACCAUUUUCGAAAAAUUUUUCCGUAUAUAAUUUGGAAAAUUUCAAAAUUUGAAAGUUGAAUCUUACAGUCCACCCAUCGGUGUGCCGCCAAAAAAGCGAAAAAUGCUGCCAUCGCCUCAUUUGCCGCCCACUCGAGACAUUCUCCCGGAAAUGCCGGAGAUUUUCGACGCCAAGUCUUGGGGAAUCCAUGAGAUCAAGGCUGUACAGGUUGGUUUCAGGAGGAAAAUUCAGUGGAAGCAUCGAAAAAUAAUGGAAUUUGACUGCUCUAGGAGAAUUUAUUUUAGUCGGCUUCAUCUUUAUUCCUUUUCAAAAGAAGUAAUUUUUUUUAUUUUUCUAUUGAAUGACAACUCUCUUCGUGAGAAUGUGGUCGAAUCGGUUUAAAAAACUUUUUUCGAGUCAAAAAAGAGGAAUAUGAAGGGAGGAAGUAUUAGGCGAAAAUUAUCAUGUGUGCUUCAUUUUGAAAAAUAUUUAAAGGAGCAUAGUCGAAGUUUAAAAAGGUCUCGAAGCGAAAUGCGUUUUUCCAAGGUAAGGCAAGCUACUGUACCUUUGAGAGAGUCGAAAAGCCGUUUCAGAUGAAAUUUUGAGUAUUUUUUUGGAAUCAUCUUGAUUAUAAACGAAAUUUUUUUAUUGAAAAAUUAUUUGAAAUGAUAAACAAAACGAGUCUUUUUUUCCAUACCGGUUGUUAUUAAAUUUUUUUGGAAAAAUUAUUCUGAUUACAACUUAAAAAGAGUUUUUCCCGAAGAUUUAUCACCUCUUAUUGAGAUUUUAUUUUAAAGGGUUUCAUGGUAUUUUUAUAUGUUCUAAUUUUAAAUGAUUACAGUGAAAGAACUAUUAUUGAUUAUCAAGGUCCACCACACGAGGAUGGCCAACGGCUUCGUCCUGGGCGUCGGCGGAAAGAGAGUCGUCUUCUCCGGGGACACGAAACCAUGCGACUUACUCGCCAUCGAAGGAACGAACGCGGACGUCCUGGUGCACGAGGCGACCUUCGAAGACGGCCACGAGGCGGACGCCCUGCGGAAGAAGCACUCGACGAUGGGCCAGGCCAUCUACGUCGCCCGCAAAAUGAAGGCCAAACACGUCAUCCUCACGCAUUUUAGUGCUAGAUAUCCAAAGGUUUUUGCUUCGAAUAAUAUGGGAAGCUUUUUCUGACCUCUGUAACGGGAACCAGACGUUUCUGAGAACUUUUAGGGGUUACUUGAGAGUGCUGACGCUAUUUAAGUAGCUAUUAGGAGUGCCCAUUUCAUUACAAAGGUCCGAAUUGAAGAAACCGAUGAUUGAGCAUCUAUUAUAUAUGCACGGAAUGAGCUAUAGUCUGAUCAGAUUUUAAAUGUCGAGCGUGACCCAAGCUCCGCCCCAAAUACUACGAUGUAAUUUUACCUGACAUUCAAAAUCUGAACGGUCUAGGAAGCUCAAAGAGAUAUCAAAAAUAGGCGGAGAGACGCCAGAGAAGCUAGAGUGUCUGUAUAUACGGUUUUUUAGUAGAUAAAGGUCUAGCAAAGCUCACUGGAGGUCUUUCAGGUACCUGUAUUACCCGGAUACCUCGACGAAAUCGGCAUCGGCGUCGCCAUGGACAUGCUGAGAGUUCGAUUCGAUCACUUGGCUAUCAUCCCGAAGCUUUUGCCCAUUUAUAGGUAUUUGAUUGGGGGUCUAGUGGCCUCAGAAAGUGAUAAAAAUUCAGCCAAGUCUCAUUAUAGCAUCUUUGAAAAUCACAGGGAGGGAAAUUCAACUUUAAAUAUUUCAAAAAUCUGAUCAUUUUUUUCAGAAAAAGGCCUUUCCGGCUUUUUAGUCACUCUUUUCAAUACUUUUUCGGCUUCCUGUAAGAGCUUUUCGAAGAAAUUACUCCGUUAGAGCUCGAAAAUCUUCCCUUGACGCCUUUGCAGAUGUUGGCCCUGAUUUUGGCUUCUAAUGGUGUUAAAAAAAGUUCAAUUUUAUCAGAAAAAAACAGGAGAACUUUCCCAAAAAAAAGCUCAACUUCUGUUAAAUUUGCAGGAAAGUCUUCGAAGAAGAGCUUUUCGAGCUGACAAUGAAAAAAGAGCAGCGAAAUCUGCGGCUGAAGGAUGAAGCUGAGAGAAACGCGCAGAGAUUCGAUAGGAGACAAAUUCGAGCUUGA
Caenorhabditis auriculariae is the source of this 12538-nucleotide messenger RNA. The record is from the annotation of a GenBank genome assembly. NCBI's taxonomy places the organism in Eukaryota, Metazoa, Nematoda, Chromadorea, Rhabditida, Rhabditidae.